Molecule: messenger RNA, 823 nt
Organism: Meloidogyne enterolobii
Lineage: Eukaryota; Metazoa; Nematoda; Chromadorea; Rhabditida; Meloidogynidae
Source: the annotation of a GenBank genome assembly
UUCAAUAGCAUCCAUGUCUCACAAAAUAUUUUAUUGGUUAUUCCUUUUAUCAACUAAUUUUGUUUCUUCUCUCCCUUUCAAAGUCGAUCUUGGCGGCACUCAUUGGAAUUUUUAUUCUCCAAAGUUAAAUAUUUCUGGUUCUGCUAUUGUCCCAGGCGAUAUUUAUGCUGAUUUGGAAGCUAAUAAUUUUAUCAAAAAUCCACUUUUUGGUCAAGGUGAUAAAAUAUAUGGAUGGGUAGGUCAACAAGAUUGGAUAUAUGAACGAACAAUACUUUUACCGCAGGAAGUUUAUAAGGCAAACAAUGUUCUUUUAAAAAUACAUGGUUUAAAUGGAUUCUCUUCUAUUUAUUUUAAUGAUUAUCAUGUUGCUAAUUUGGACAAUCAAUUUUUAAGUUACUCAAUUAAUUUAACAUCUCUUUUGGUUAGAGGAAUGAAUUUCUUGCGUAUUUCAUUUAAAUCUAAUGUUAAAGAAGCAAAGAUGCGAUCAGAUGUUUAUGAGUUGCUUAACAACCAUGUUUUGCCACCAGAAUGCCCGCCCGAAGCGUAUAAUGGUCAAUGUCAUGUUAACUUUUUACGUUCAAUGCAAGCGAGUUUUGCUUGGGAUUGGGGACCAAGCAUGCCCUUUGCUCAUUUUCUCGUUAAAAAUAUUAUUUCAAUUUACUGUUAUUCUGAUUUUGAAAAUUUUAAAAUUGAAUUAAGUCUAGAUGAAAUUGGUUUAACAAAAUAUUUGAAUUUUCGCCCUACUAAUUAUGGAAAAUGUCCAAAAAUUAAAUUGGAGAAUUUGGAUAUUUUAGUUCCUCGUAAAAAGGUUGUUUUUAAUUAA